AUGUCGACAUCAUCGAAAGCUGCUGAUAUUCUUCUUGAAGCUGGCAGUUCUUUUAAGCGCAUUGCUGACUUGACUAUGGAGUUAGUCGAUCCAAAUGCAUCCAAUCGUUUAUCAAGUUCAACGUCGUCAGCAUCGCAAAAAACUCCUAUUGAUUCAACUGAAUUGAAACGUCUUCGUGAUGCAAUCACUCGAUUCUCAUCUGAUCUUGAUACUAUUUCUCAACGUAUUCAUACAAAUCGUGAAGCUGCUACAGCACCGCAAGAAGUUGAAAGAUUAAUGAGUUUAAAUUUAACUGAAAAUAACAAUGAACAACAAAUACAAAACGAAGACACCUCUGUCUCUAAUGAUAAUCAAGCAGCUGUACCUAUGACUGCUUAA
Molecule: messenger RNA, 378 nt
Organism: Rotaria socialis
Lineage: Eukaryota; Metazoa; Rotifera; Eurotatoria; Philodinida; Philodinidae
Source: the annotation of a GenBank genome assembly